AUGGAGCCCGAAUUAUCCGCAGAACCGUCAGCGAAGGGGGAGAAUGUGCCGGCCGAACCCCAAACCACCGAGGCCUCCCCGGAGGAGCGAGGCAUAGAGGACGUUGGUGCCAUGUGUGGCAAGGUGCCCGCCGCAAACGGGCAAGACCAGGAGGAGGCACCGAAGGCCCCGGCCUGCGAGGAAACCCCCCCGGGGGCCGGGAAGGGAGGCGAAGGGCCGGAACCCGAAUCUCCGGAGUCUGCGGAGGCCGGAAAGCCGGAUUCCAAAGAGCGUCCGGGAGAGGAGGAACUGCUGGCGGGCGCUGCCUCUCUGCCAAGCGUCUCUGACCCGGCUGAUGCGCCCGCCGCCGCCGAGCAACCCGGGGAGGUGGCCCCAGAGGCCCGGUCUUCUCCCGCCAGCCCCCCCCAGCCCCCCGACUUCUACUGCGUCAAAUGGAUCAGCUGGAAAGGGGAGAGGACGCCCGUCAUCACGCAGAGCGAGAACGGACCCUGCCCGCUGCUGGCCAUCAUGAACAUCCUUUUCUUGCAGUGGAAGGUGAGUAGAGCUUCCAGGGUCAGGGGCAGUCUACCCCCGAAGGCAUAAACUCUUAUCUCUAAUUUUGUAACGAAUUACUGUAUUCGGUGAAGGGCCUGUGUGAGUGCCUGGAGGCGGUUAGAGGAUGGAUGGCGGCUAACAGAUUGAGGUUGAAUCCUGACGAGACAGAAGUACGGUUUUGGGGGGACAGGGGGCGGGCAGGUGUGGGGGAUUCCCUGAUCCUGAAUGGGGCAACUGUGCCCCUGAAGGACCAGGUGCGCAGCCUUGGAGUCAUUUUGGACUCACAGCUCUCCAUGGAGGCACAAUUCUGUGUCCAGGGCGGCUGUUUACCAGCUCCAUCUGAUACGCAGGAUGAGACCCUCUCUGCCCGCAGACUGUCUUGCCAGAGUGGUGCAUGCUCUGGUUAUCUCUUGCUUGGACUACUGCAAUGCGCUCUAUGUGGGGCUACCUUUGAAGGUGACCCGGAAAUUACAGCUAAUCCAGAAUGCGGCAGCUAGACUGGUGACUGGGAGCGGCCGCUGAGACCACAUAACACUGGUCCUGAGAGAUCUGCAUUGGCUCCCAGUACGUUUCCGAGCACAAUUCAAAGUGUUGUUGCUGACCUUUAAAGCCCUAAACGGCCUCGGUCCAGUAUACCCGAAGGAGCGUCUCCACCCCCAUCAUUCAGCCCGGACACUGAGAUCCAGCGCCGAGGGCCUUCUGGCAGUUCCCUCAUUGCAAGAAGUGAAGCUACAGGGAACCAGACACAGGGCCUUCUCAGUAGUGGUGCCCACCCUUCAGAUGUGAAGGAAAUAAGCCUUUAUCUUAUCUUUGAAAGACAUCUGAAGGCAGCCCUGUUUAGGGAAGUUUUUAAUAUUUAAUGCUGUAUUGUUUUUAACACUCGAUUGGGAGCUGCCCAGAGUGGCUGGGGAAACUCAGCCAGAUGGGCGGGGUAUAAAUAAUAAAUUAUUAUUAUUAUUAUUAUUAUUAUUAUUAUUACAUAUCCUUAUGAAUUUGAGUUUGUAAUCUCUAUUUGAGUUUGCAAUCCUUGUCAGAAUACAUACUUUUGAAUGGAUUAGUUUUUGUUACAAUUGACUAUUGAUUUGCGAGUAGGGACCCCUCCCACUACUGAAACUUAUAUUGGCCUGAGUUCUUGGUGUGCUUUUUUCUUGGUAAAGGUAAAGGGACCCCUGACCAUUAGGUCCAGUCGUGGACGACUCUGGGGUUGCGGCGCUCAUCUCGCUUUAUUGGCCGAGGGAGCCGGAGUACAGCUUCCGGGUCAUGUGGCCAGCAUGACUAAGCCGCUUCUGGCAAACCAGAGCAGCGCACGGAAACACCGUUUACCUUCCCGCCGGAGCGGUACCUAUUUAUCUACUCGCACUGGUGUGCUUUCGAACUGCUAGGUUGGCAGGAGCAGGGACCGAGCAACGGGAGCUCACCCCGUUGCGGGGAUUCGAACCGCCGACCUUCUGAUCGGCAAGUCCUAGGCUCUGUGGUUUAACCCACAGCGCCACCCGCAUCCCCUUUUUUCUUGGUAUAUACCCCCAAAUGCAGGCAUUUGGAGGGAGGAGGGGGCGCACACAGGGCAAGGCAGGCUGGUCCUCUUGGCAAAAUGUCCUUUAUCCUCCCGAAUCUCUUCUCUCUCUUUUUCCCUCUUUCUCCCUUUCAGGUGAAACUGCCUCCCCAGAAGGAAGUGAUCACUUCCGACGAGCUGAUGGCUCACCUCGGUAAGUGUCAGGAUGCGGCCGCCAUCGCUUUCACAUUUCCUGAGGGCUGGGGUUGUGUUUUUUUGGAGGGGGGGUUCUGGGUACUAGACAAGGGGCCACCUAAUUCCCCCGACCGUGUGAAGCUGCCUUUGCACAGAGUGAGAUCAUUUGGUACAGGGGUGGAGAAACCUGUUUUUCGUUUUUGCUCAAGGGCCACUUCCCGGCAAGGUUCGGGGGCGGCAUACUGCUGGUGGGCAGGGCCAGAGGCCAAAGUGGGCGGAGCAACAAAGGCAUUUGCCUAUCUCAACCAGAGGCAGGGCCUUUUCAGCACUGGCUCCCGCCUGGUGGAACGCUCUGCCUCCUGAGACCAGGGCCCUGCGGGAUCUGAUUUCUUUCUGCAGAGCCUGUAAAACAGAGUUGUUCUGCCUAGCCUUUGGCUUGGAAUCAACUUGAUCCCCUUCCAGUCUUUCCUUUUUCCUUUCUCCUUCUGUGAUGGAACUCUUAUUUGGGGACUUCCCUGGCCUUUUUCUGGCCCGUGUAGGACCAAUCUGGAUAGUUAGCCUUGGUAAAGACUUGACGUUUUCAUCCCCCCCAAAGUUUUUUAUUUGAGUUUCCACUGAAAUGAGGCUGCAUUUUAAUGUUGCACUGUAUUUUAAUCUUGUUUUUAAGUUGUAUUUCAAUCAAUUUGUUUUUAUAUCGGGUGUUAGCCGCCCUGAGCUCGGUCUUGGCUGAGGAGGGCCGGGUAUAAAUAAAAUUUAUUAUUAUUAUUAUUAUUAUUAUUAUUAUUAUUACCUUUGCAUAGUCAGCUUUCUUCUCUAUGCAGGCUUGUAUUCAAGCAAGUUACAGAUCUGCCAGAAGGGAUGGGCUUAAGUUAGCCCUGUCUUUUAAUCGCAGCGGGUCUGAUCCGUGUUGGACGAGUGUUGGACGCAACCCUGGGCAGGCGAAAGGAAGGACUUCUUCCCAAAACGUGUAGCUAAACAGUGGAACUCCCUGCCACUGGAGGCAGUCUAUCUAGAUUCCUAGGUUACCAGAGGUGUUUUUGAGCACUUUGAGAACAGGAGGCUGGACUAGGUGGGGCCUCUUUGGCCUGAUCCAGCGACGGCGCCCUUCUUACGUUCUUUUUCCCCAAAAAUUUUUUUAUUAGUUUUCACAAUAUUGUAAACAAACAAACAAACACACAAGACAAACAAACAUAAAUCAUAGCCUUAUUGAAAAUUACAGUUAUUAACUUUGUUAAGUGACUUCCUCGCUUCCCCUUGGUUGAAUUUCAUUGCAUGUCUUUUUAACGGUUUUCCAAAUCCCAAUUUUUAUGAAAUUUAACUUAAACAUUCACAUCCUUAGAUCUUCACCUUAUGGAAUUAAACAUAUUAAUUCAUCACUUAACAUAAAUAAAAUCCUAGGCCCAUUAAGUAUCUGCAAGCUAUUUUCAGUUAGUUUAACUUAACAAAUUUAACUAAAUAAUCAUUAAAUUUAUUCUACUCUUCCUGAUACUCCUCCUCCUUCUGGUCGCGGACUCUUCCAGUUAGGUCGGCUAGCUCCGAAAAAUCCAUCAUCUUCAUCUGCCAUUCUUCUAUUGUUGGUAAUUCUUGGGUUUUCCACUUUUUAGCUGACAAAAUACGGGCAGCAGUUGUGGCAUACAAAAAUAAUGUAACAUCUUUCUUGGGCAAUUCCAAACCUGUUAUUCCAAGAAGAAAGGCCUCUGGUUUCUUUAUAAAUGUAUAUUUCAACAUUUUUUUCAAUUCAUUAUAUAUCUUUUCCCAGAAGUCUUUCACCUUGGGACAGGUCCACCACAUAUGAUAGAAGGUUCCUUCCUUUUCUUUACAUUUCCAACAUAUAUUGUCACAAUUAUGAUAUGUCUUUGCUAAUUUCUUACGUUCUUAAUGAAAAAGGUCUAUUUUCUCUCUGUGUCAGGUGACUGCAUCCUGUCCAUCAAGCCCCAAAAACAGUCAGAAGCCCUCCAGCUCAACUUUCAGCAAGUGAGUUCCCUUCUUUCUCCCCCUCCUCUCAUCCUCUCUCUCCCCCCCUUUGGGCUCCCCCAAGGCACUCGGCAGGUCUCUGUUUAUUGUAAUAACCUGCUGAGAACUUCCACAAUCUGCCCUGUGCCCAAAGCUCCCGCUGCAGAGAAUGCGUGCGCAUUAAAACCAAACAGUGGCACACCAAGAAGCAUCUUGCGCUUCACCACGCACCGUCGUAAAAACAGCAAGGCGAGGGGAGCCGCCAGUUUGCCCCAGCAGCGCCCUUUGCUCUCCCUUCGGAGAGUGAGAUCAGGAUACCAAGGGAGCUGAGUGCUAGGUCAGGGCUCCUCUUUGGUGGUAAGGAGUGGAACCUCCUUGGGAAGGAGCAGCCUACCUCUGAAAACUGCAUUCAGAGGAUACGCAAACUGCAGUAUGUCUGCCCUCGCUGUGGACGGCUGUACUGCAGGUCGUUGCCGAAAAGGAGAACCCUGAGUUAGUCGCGGCCUGAUCCAGCGAGGACAUAAUCCCUUACAAGUAAUACUAUAACACCGGUCUUGAAAGAUCUACACUGGCUCCCAGUACGUUUCCAAGCACAAUUCAAAGUGUUGGUGCUGACCUUGAAAGCCCUAAACGGCCUCAAAGGCCCAGUAGACCUGAAGGAGCGUCUCCACCCCCAUCGUUCAGCCUGGACACUGAGGUCCAGUGCUGAGGGCCUUCUGGCGGUUCCCUCAUUGCGAGAAGCAAAGCUACAGGGAACCAGGCAGAGGGCCUUCUCGGUGGUGGCUCCCGCCCUGUGGAACGCCUUCCCACCAGAUGUCAAAGAGAAAAAUAACUACCAGACUUUUAGAAGACAUCUGAAGGCAGCCCUGUUUAGGGAAGCUUUUAAUGUUUAAUAGGUUAUUGUAUUUUAGUGUUCUGUUGGAAGCCGCCCAGAGUGGCUGGGGAAACCCAGCCAGAUGGGUGGGAUAUAAAUAAUAAAUUAUUAUUAUUAUUAUUAUUAUUAUUAUUAUUAUUAUCUCUGAUUAACUCAUUUGUUUAUUGGUGGCGUUUCUGCCCCAGCUUUCCCCCCAAAGAACUCAAGGCGGUGGUACAUGUGGUUCUCCCCUCAUUUAAUCCCCACAACGACCCUGAGAGAGACAGCGUCAUGCGGCCCCGUGGGUGGAUUCGAACCCUGGUCUCCCAGAGUUGAGGUUUCUUUUCCUCCCCCCCCAAAAAAAUGCAGGCUUUCCCAGCUAGACUUCGUUCCGUCCCCAAAUUUCAAAACUAACCAGCAUGCCCUUCUUCCUCUCCUGCCGCGGACAGAACGUCAACGACGCCAUGACGGUUCUGCCCAAACUCUCCACGGGGCUGGAUGUCAACGUGAGGUUCACGGGAGUCGCCGAUUUCGAGUACACCCCCGAGUGCAUCGUCUUCGACCUUCUCAACAUGCCUCUCUAUCACGGCUGGCUAGUGGACCCGCAGGUGAGAUGCUUUGUUUUCUAUUUCUUCUUCCCACACGCCAUCGCUUCCUAGGAGCUGAGCUUGCGAGUCGUCAGCGUCUCAGAUGCCGCCAAAGGCGUCUUUGAGAGUUCGCGAGCCGAAUCUCUCCAGUCUGAGAAGCGUAAACGGCACCUGCCAUUCAGUCAGUGCCGGAUUUACAUACAGUCAUACCUCAUGUUUGCUUCAUGUUACAUGUUUUCAGGUUGCAUCCCACGGCGACCCAGAAGUACCAGAAAGGGUUACUUCCGGGUUUCACCGCUCACGCAUGUGCAGACGCGCAAAAUGACGUCACGCACGUGCGCAGAAGCGCUGCUGCGGGUUGCGUUCCUUUCAUGUUGUGAACAGGUUUCCGGAACGGAUCCAGUUCACAACCAGAGGUACCACUGUAUAAGCUAAACAAGCUAUAGCUUAGGGCCCCAUUCUCUUGGGGGCCCCCCAAAAAAUCAAAGGAAAAAAACAUUUCCAAAAUACAAGAUAUAAAACAAAUAAAAUAAAACCCACAUACAGCAACAGUGUUUUGUGCUGUGUAGGCUCCUGUUUGUUAUGUGCAAAUGGCUUUAGAUACCUAUUAGGCCCAUAAAUUGCCAUAUAGCAUAUUUGUUGUUGUUGUUGUUUAGUCGUUUAGUUGUGUCCUCCUCUUUGUGACCCCCUGGACCAGAGCACGCCAGGCACUCCUGUCUUCCACUGCCUCCCGCAGUUGGGUGAAACUCAUGCUGGUAGCUUCGAGAACACUGUCCCACCAUCUCGUCCUCUGUCAUUCCCUUCUCCUUGUGCCCUCCAUCUCUCCCAACAUCAGGGUCUGUUCCAGGGAGUCUUCUCUUCUCAUGAGGUGGCCAAAGUCUUGGAGCCUCAGCUUCACGAUCUGUCCUUCCAGUGAGCACUCAGGGCUGAUUUCCUUAAGAAUCGAUACGUUUGAUCUUCUUGCAGUCCAUGGGACUCUCAAGAGUCUCCUCUAGCACCAUAAUUCAAAAGCAUCCAUUCUUCGGCGAUCAGCCUUCUUGAUGGUCCAGCUCUCACUUCCAUACAUCACAUAUAGCAUAUAUUCAACACAAAAACAGCAACCAUUUGUUGUUGACAAAGGACAGCUGGACAUAUAAAGGGCCCCAUUGCCUUCAGUAGCUGAGGGCUUCAUUAAACCUAAAGCCGGCCCUGCGUUCAGCCAUCCCCAGCUGUUGGGAUAUUGAAUUGCAAUCCGCAUUUUUAAUUGAAAUUUAAAAAAUAAGAAUUGAAAUUUAAAAAUUUUAAAUUCUAAACUGGGGUGUCCUGUGACAACCACCCACCCAGAUGUUUGUUGAACUACAACUUCCCUCACCUCCAACCAUUGGCCAGGGGGGCUGGGGCUGAUGGGAAAUUGAGUCCCACACUACCUCAGGCCCCCAUUGCUGACCUAAGUCUAAGAUAAUGAAAACAAUGCAAAGUCUUCCCAACACCACCACAGUCAGUUCCACUGGAGCCCAGUGGGCUUCAUACAUUUUUUAUUCCGUUUAUUUACAGUGGUGCCCCGCAAGACGAAUGCCUCGCAAGACGAAAAACCCGCUAGACAAAAGGGUUUUCCAUUUUUCAAUGCACUUCGCAAGACGAAUUUCCCUAUGGGCUUGCUUCGCAAAACAAAAAAGUCUUGCGAGUCUUGCGAUUUUUUUCGUUCCCCCCCCUUUUUCUAAGCCGCUAAGCCGCUAAUAGCCUUUUAGCCGCUAAGCCUUUAAUAGCCGCUAAACCGCUAAUAGCGCUAAGCCGCUAAGCCGCUAAUAGGGUUGCUUCGCAAGACGAAAAAACCGCUAGACGAAGAGACUCGCGGAACGGAUUAAUUUCGUCUUGCGAGGCACCACUGUAUCUCAUUCUUCCUCUCCCUGCAAAAAAUAUAUACCGUAUUUUUCGCCCUAUAGGGCGCACCGGCCCAUAGGGCGCACUUAUUUGGGGGGGGGGAAUAAAGAAAAAAAGAUUUAUUCCCCCCCCCCCGAGCCCCAAAGAGCAAAGAAGCCAUGACAGCGAGCGGGAUGGAUCCCGCUAGCUGUCCUGGCUUCGUUUUUAGCCUCGGGGCUGGGGGUCCGGGAGCGAAGGCGAGGUUGCACUCAACCUCGCCAUCGCUCCCGGAGCUUGCGGGGCUGGGGGCAGGGGAAGCCCGAGCUUCCCCCGACCCCAGCCCCCAGAACAGUCUGUUGCUCGCAAGGCUUGUGGACAUCUGCGCAAAGCACGGGGCGCGCUCCGGAGUGCACCCCGUGCUUUGGGCUGCAGGCUGCUGCCCGCAAGCCUUGGGAGUCCGGUGGGCACUACCGCAGGCUCCCCAGGCUUGCGGAUAGCUUCCCGAAGCCUGGAGAGCGAGAGGGGUCGGUGCGCACCGACGCCUCUCGCUCUCCAGGCUUCAGCGAAAGCCUGCAUUCGCCCCAUAGGACGCACACACAUUUCCCCUUCAUUUUUGGAGGGGAAAAAGUGCGUCCUAUAGGGCGAAAAAUACGGUCUAUAUUGUGGGUUUGCUGCAUGAUCCUCCUCUGUCCUCACAACAACCUUGCAAGGUUAGGCUGAGGGGUGGGUGUGGGGCAAUUGACCUAAGGCCACCCUGGGAGUUUGGUGGCCGAACUGGGAUUUGAACCUGCCUCUUGGCCGUCGACACCCCUUGCGCCGUGGACUCCCAGACUCCAGCUCACAACCUGUUUCUCCCCACCCCAGAUACCAGAGGUGGCGCAGGCCGUCAGCAAGCUGACCUACAACCAGUUGGUGGAGAAGAUCAUCACCUGCAAACACUCAAGCGACCCUAAUCUGGUGACGGAAGGUGAGGCCCGUCUGCCUGGGCUCAUUCACACAGUCAAGGUCCGGGGUAACUGGUACCUGGAGGUGGGGUUGUCGUCAGCCCAGGGGUGGAGGCCAUUAAGUAAGAUCUGAUUUGUGCUCGCUUCGGCACAUGUACUAAAACUGGAACGAUACAGAGAAGAUUAGCAUGGCCCCUGCGCAAGGAAAAAUAAAAUAAGAUCUGGUUUACGGAGACUAGCAGCAGGGCCUGCUUGGUGGUAGUUUCACGCUUGCAGAAACUUGCUUUCCAAGCCUCAUCUCUCAUGGUUUUUACCUCAGGAGACCUCUCUGCUUCAGCAAAGGCCUUUUAACCAUCUUUGAGCUAUUAGACACCUAUUUUGAACAACCGUUACAUGUACGUACAGUGGAACCUCAGUUGUCGAACAUAAUCCAUUCCGGAAGACCGUUCGACUUCCAAAACGUUUGACAACCGAGGCGAAAUUGCCAGGUGGCAAAAUCCAUUGAAAAAGUGGAGAAACACACUGCGGAAGCCGUUUGACUUCUGAGGCACCUUUGAAAAUGGAAGCAUUCACCUCCCGGUCAUUGGCGUUCAAAAGCCAAAACAUUUGACUUCUGAAGCGCUCGACAACCAAGGUUCCACUGUAUAUUUCUUGUAUCAUUUACAACCAUUGAAAUUUUGAAUUCUUUUAAACCGUACCUACGGGAUCGCCUCUCCUGGUAUGCCCCACGGAGGACCUUAAGGUCCACAAAUGACAACAUUUUGGAGGUCCCAGGUCGCAAGGAGGUUAGAUUGGUCUCAACUAGGGCCAGGGCCUUUUCAGUACUGGCCCCGACUUGGUGGAACGCUCUGUCCCAAGAGACCAGGGCCCUGAGGGACUUGACAUCUUUCCGCAGGGCCUGCAAGACAGAGCUGUUCCGCCUGGCCUUUGGUUUGCACUCAGUCUGACCCUUAUGUUUCCCUCCCCUUAUGGUCUUGAUCUAUGGGCUACUUUUAAAAUGAGGCUGCAUUUUAAAUUGCAUUUUAACCUGUAUUUUAAAUUGGUCCUGCCCCCCCCCCCCCAUUAUGUUUUUUACUGGAAUUUUAUUGGUGUUAGCUGCCCUGAACCCAACUCUGGCUGGGGAGGGCAGGGUAUUAUUAUUAUUAUUCUUAUUAUUAUGUGGUUGUUGUCCCACGCUGAAGACACACCUCUUUGAAACUUGAGAUACAUGUAUUGUUAUGGCUCUGGGUGGUGGGGUCAGUCUGGAUGACACCUGUGGUUCCCUUCAAAACCUGUGGUCUUGCGGAUAGGAGCCUAGAAUCUAUAGGAGGAAGCUUGCUUACCAUUUGCAUUUUGAAAAAGCAAGCUCUGUUGCCACAGAGACCAAUGGGUGGGCCUUCCCCACUUCACCUGGGUGAAUGUCGCAUUAUCCUGGGAUGGAGAACAGUAGGGCCAGGUGGGGCUGUCAGUGUGUGGGUUUGGUGGGAGCUGGAGAUACAGAGGCUUGUCUCGCUCUGUGCUGGAUAAUAAUAAUAAUAAUAAUAAUAAUAAUAAUAAUUUAUUAUUUAAACCCUGCCCAUCUGGCUGGGUUUCCCCAGCCACUCCGGGCGGCUUCCAACAAAAUAUUAAAAUACAAUUGUCUGUCAAACAUUAAAAGCUUCCCUAAAGAGGGCUGCCUUCAGAUGUCUUCUAAAAGUUUGGUCGCUGUUUUUCUCUUUGACAUCUGCUGGGAAGGCAUUCCACAGGGCGGGCGCCACCACCGAGAAGGCCCUCUGCCUGGUUCCCUGUAACUUGGCUUCUCGCAGGGAGGGAACCGCCAGAAGGCCCUCGGUGCUGGACCCUCGGUGAAGGCCCUCGGUGUCCGGGCAGAACAAUGGGGGUGGAGACGCUCCUUCAGGUAUACUGGACCUUUGAGGCCAUUUAGAGCUUUAAAAGUCAGCACCAACACUUUGAAUUGUGCUCGGAAACGUACUGGGAGCCAAUGCAGGUCUUUCAAGACCGGUGUUAUGUGGUCUCGGCGGCCACUCCCAGUCACGAGUCUUGCUGCCCUAUUCUGGAUUAGUUGUAGUUUCCGGGUCACCUUCAAAGGUAGCCCCACGUAGAGCGCAUUGCCAUAGUCCAAGUGGGAGAUAACCAGAGCAUGCACCACUCUGGCAAGACAGUCUGCAGGCAGGUAGGGUCUCACCUGCGUACCAGAUGGAGCUUGUAAACAGCUGCCCUGGAUACAGAAUUAACCUGUGCUUCUAUGGAGAGCCGUGAGUCCAGAAUGACUCACAGGCUGCGCACCUGGUUCUUCAGUUGCCCCAUUCAGAACCAGGGAAUCCUCCACCCCCGCCCGCCUCCUGUCCCCCCAAAAUAGUACUUCUGUCUUGUCAGGAUUCAACCUCAAUCUGUUAGGAUGCCAAAACUGUGCUUUGGAGACCUCCCUGGGGGACCUAAUGGGGUGUUAGUCCUGCAAGCCCCUCCAUCCUAUCUUCGCGGUGUAAAAUAAAACUACGUAUCCUAGGGACACCACCAUCUCCUUUGAGCACUCAGAGAUUUGGCUGCAGGCAGCAGUGUAUCAUUCAGGCCGGACCGUGUUAUUUUAAACAGCUUUUAAUGCUGCGUUCUAAAAGGUUGCGGCCCACCCUGGGUCCUUAGGGUGAAGGCCGAGCAAGGAAUUGAAAGAACUGUGGAUCCAAUUCAUCCUCAGAGUCGAUCGCCAUCAUGCUGUGCCUGCAUUUCACCUCAUCUUUGCUUCUUCUGCUCCCUGUUCCAUCGCAACGCCCCCCGCCCCUGGCAGGCCUGAUAGCAGAGCAGUUCUUGGAGUCCACGGCCUCCCAGCUGACCUACCACGGCCUCUGUGAGCUGACGUCCACGGUCAAGGAAGGCGAGCUGAGCGUCUUCUUCCGGAACAACCACUUCAGCACCAUGAUCAAGCACAAGGUACCCGCCCCGCAGGGCUGUUGUUUUUUAAGAAAGGUGGGCGAUGUCCGGGACUGGGCAGGGGAGGAGCAAUGGUGGAGACGGCCUCCCCAUCCGGACCCUUCCAGGGAGCAGGAAAAGGAAGACAAUAUAGCUUUGCAACAGGGGUUUGAGGGAGGUUGCAGCUCAGAGGCAGAUGAGGGGGAAAGCUAGGAAAUCGUGGGACAACCAGAACAACACCCUGUUGGCUAUUUGCAGAUUAGUUGCGCUGCAGAAAACUUGGUGGGGAGACCACACAUUACAAGGAACACAAAAUAACUUUAGAUAGGCUUUAAUAACAAAAACAAAAACUCCUUUUACACUAAAUAUAUCAACAAGCAUGACCCAUCCACCAGGGUACUGAGAGAGCUAGGUGCUGCUCUUUAUAUACUAUACCCAAUUGCUGACACAGCUUAAUUAACGCAACUUAGAAGCACCUGCUAUACUGUUUCACAGCUGUAAAACUAGGUCACGUUAUUUGCUCUGGCCCUUAAAGACAUAAACAUCUUGUGGAACAAUAAUGAAUCUUCAAAUUUAAAGAGACCAUUCAACAUACCCAGCUGACACGCUGUCAUUAGAAAGCAUUCCAGACCCUCCAUCUCCCAGAACCCGGCGAGCCUUAAAAGUAGGAGAGCAAAGAGCUCAAAGACAGAGGGCGCUUGUCAGCACCCGUAGAAGUGACGAAGGAGGAAGUGGGAGAGACGAGGGGUGGAGAUUCACUCGGGACAAUGCGAUUAUCCAAGAGGACCGGGAAGUUCAAUAGCCUCUCUCUGUGAUUAGAGCCCAAGAAGGAAGUAGAUGCUCGCAAGUGGUGGUGUUUUUAAAUAGUUGUACGCGGGUGGCACUGUGGGUUAAGUAGUCAAGUUCAAGUUUAUUGCGGCCAAAGCCAGUGACACUAGACACCAUAAGAUCAGACAACAAAAAAUCAGCAACAACUUCAGAAAGGAAAAAAGGUUACACAAGAGAACUUCACAGUGUGCCAUUCAACAGAAGAGAUUUACGCUUCUUAAUUACUAAAGUGCAAAAUUUAGCCACCUCAUAUGAUACUGAGCUUGAGGAAUCUUCCAGGAGGUAUUUUCGAAGAAUUUCAGGGAGGAUUCCAAAUAAUAUUGAAGGGGUAUAAAUUUUGAUAGAAGUGGUAAAAUAAGUUGAACUCGUUCUUCACUAUAGAAUUCGCAAGAUAGAAGAAUGUGUGUGACAGAUUCUACCUUAUUAGACAUACAAGGGCAGAGACGCGCAUGCAUUGGAACUCGCGUGAAUUUGCCGUACAGCACUGCUGAGGGCAUUGUCUCAAAGCGGGCUCUAGAGAAAGCCCAUCUAUAGGUUUCGUUAGUGAUGUUAGUUAAGUAAGGGCAGCUGCAAAAUUAGGCCAAGCUUUUAAACAUCUAUACGUCUCUGGGAGUAGGGCGCCUUCUUGUUGUAAUUCGAUAUCAUAAAGUCUCCGAGUGAUAGUAGCUUUUGCCUUGUUCAGAGUUCCAAUAAAAAUAUUUUCAGGGUUUAGGCCAAUUUGUUUGAUCUUGUUAGUUAUUUGCAUAAGCCAAGGAGGAUAGGGAACUGCGGCCAGGAAGCAAGGUAAUAGACCCUUAGGAUUGUAAUGGAUUUUCAGCCAGAGGGAUAUUGCUUGUUCCCAUACUUUUAAUUCCACUCUGGGCAGUCCUGCCUCUUGCCUUAAAACUGCAUUAGGUGUACACUUAGGAGUAGCAAAUAAUGAUCUUAAGAAUUUAGAUUGUACUGUUUCAAGGGUCUUAAGGUUGGCAGAGGGGCUAAUUUGAGAGCCAUAUAGAAGUUGGGCUAAAGAUUUUGCCUGAAAGACUGUUAGGGCCAUCGGGAGGAAGCCAGCUCCUUUCCUUCUGAAUAAUCUAAGGAUAGCAUUUGCACUUCUUUCUGCUGAUAUAGCUGAUGUGGUCAAGUGUGUUGAGAAUUUGGCAUUAUAAGAGAAAGUAAUGCCUAAGUAUUGGAAGGUCUUAGUCUGUUCAAUGGCGUUUCCCUUUACGCUCCAAUUAUCCUUCCUAGAGGAGCGGUUAAAAUGUACAAUUUUGGUUUUGGCAAAGUUAAUUGUUAACAGUUCAGUGUUACAUUGGUCACUAAACUUUCCUAAGGCACGUUUCAGACCCACUUUGGUUUGAGAGAGAAGAACAGCGUCAUCCGCAUACAUUAAAAUUGGUACUUUUCUGCCAUUAGAGAACACAGGGGGGUGGGUUUCAAUUUCACGGCAGCAUGUAACCAGGGAGUUAACAUAGAUAUUAAAUAGGAAUGGGGCUAAUAGGCAUCCUUGUCUAACUCCUCUUUGAACUAGAAUUUCUCUAGAGAGUCUGCCGUCCUGUGCAAGUCUUAUCUGGAGGGUAUUGUUCUCAUGAAGCUUAAUCAUCAGAAGUAAUAACCUUCUGUUAAUACCCAUAUUGGCCAAUUUGGCCCAGAGCCUGCUCCUGGAUACAGAAUCAAAUGCUGCCUUUAAGUCCACAAAGGCCGCAUAUAAUGACUUUUUCCAAUAUUUCGCAUACUUAUAGACAAAGUAAUCUAACACUAAGCAGUGAUCAAUGGUGGAACGUCCGGAUGUAAACCCUGCUUGUUCAAUUUCUAGCAGGCCUCGGCAGGGCUGGCUUACCCACAGGCGCUAGGGGUGCGGGGCACCCGGGCGCCAGGCUCUCAGGGGCACCAGGCCGAGAGUGCGGGGCUGAGAUUUGGAGUCUGGGGACUGAAGAGCCAGGCAGAGUGCUGCAGGUUUUUCUCCUGCCCCCCCCCCAAAAUUGGGGGUGCUGGGCAGUUUUUUGCACCCCAGGGAUGCGGGUGGCGCUGUGGGUUAAACCACAGAGCCUAGAACUUGCCAAUCAGAAGGUCGCCGGUUCGAAUCCCCGCAACGGGGUGAGCUCCUGUUGCCCAAUCCCUGCUCCUGCCAACCUGGCAGUUUGAAAGCACAAAGUGCAAGUAGAUAAAUACCGUAUUUUUCGCUCUAUAACAUGCACCCGACCACAACACGCACGUAGUUUUUAGAGGAGGAAAAUCCGUAGGCAUGCCAUUCCCUCCAUAACACGCACAGACAUUUCCCCUUACUUUCUAGGAGGAAAAAAGUGAGUGUUAUGGUGCAAAAAAUACGGUAGGUACUGCUCCAGCGGGAAGGUAAACGGCGUUUCCGUGCACUGCUCUGGUUAGCCAGAAGCGGCUUAGUCCUGCCGGCCACAUGACCCGGAAGCUGCACGCCGGCUCCCUCGGCCAGUAAAGCGAGAUGAGCGCCGCAACCCCAGAGUCGGCCACGACUGGACCUAAUGGUCAGGGGUCCCUUUACCUUUACUUAUGCCAAUUUACCACCAUCUUGCCUCUGAAUUAACCAGAGCCUGUUUUUUUUCUCUCCCUGCUCCCUCUCCAGAGCCACUUGUACCUCCUGGUGACCGACCAGGGCUUCCUCCACGAGGAGCAGGUCGCCUGGGAGAGCCUGCACAACGUAGACGGGGACAGCUGCUUCUGCGACGCAGAGUUCCACCUCAGCCACGCCCUGGGCAAGGAGGCGGCCGGCGGUUCCCCGCAGGAGCAGCACCUCAACCAGAGACAGGUGGACCAGGUGAGAGCAGGGGCCGCCGAGGCAAGACCAUGCGGGGCGUAAGCGCCGCCCCGGUUCACCCAAUCAGUUGAAAGGGGAGGCUUUUUAGCCAAUGGUAAGCAACCUUCUCACCCUCCGUGCUGAUUGGAGCCAAUCAGAGCGAAAGGAGCCGAUCCGGCCACUGAGGGCGGGCUCAGAGGGUCCCUCUGGCGAACGGGGAGAAAGAGGAGUUGUUCUGGGUGUUCCCAAGCUGAGCAUUUAGGUAAUGCGCUGAAAAUGCAAUGCUUCCGUUUCAAGAGAAGCGUGGCUGAGUUCUGCUGCGCGCAAAUGUAAUAAUAAUAAUAAUAAUAAUAAUAAUAGGUAUUGUAUAUAAGAAGAUCUUGAAACACUCCACGUCCUAUGUAUGUACAAAGGAAAUAGUAUAUUUAGCUGAAAGUAAACACACUUGAGAUCUGCCAUGAAAUGGAAGUAAAAAGAUCUUUAGAUUCUCUUUCCAAACCCCCCCGAACCCUUUCUGUUAGGCAUCAUGUCCACUGAAAUUCCAAAAAGAGAGAGAACUAUUUUUAUGUGUGCAACCACGGCGGCUAGAAUUCUAGUAGCAAAAAAAUUGGAAGGGUGAAUCAAUUCCUCCAAAGCUUGACUGGCAGGUGAAGAUGAUAGAAUACGUAGAACUUGCUAAAAUGACUGGGUGAAUAAGAGGAAACUCAAACCAGAAAGUGUUCAAAGAGUGGGUAAUAUUUAAAGAAUAUUGUGGAAAUGCAAAUCUUCGAACAGGUUUAGAUGGAAUCUUGAAGACUAAAAGGGAAAGUUACAACUGCAGAUAAUUUCAGAUAUGCAUUAGAUAUAAUAAAAAGGGCAUAUAGGUUAAGAAUACGUUGAAAGCACAAGGAGGUGAUUCAGAAGUCAAGAGAGUGUGAUGUUAGUCGUUGUGUUGUUAGUUAAUGUCAAGUGCUGUGGUUUUGUUUAUUUUCUUGUUUUCUGUUUGUUUGUCCGUAUUUUUUCUUUUCUUUUUUUUGUUUUUUGUUCUCUUAUGUAAAUUGUGUUGCGAAUAAAAUAAAAUUAAGAUGGAAGAAGAAGAAAAGAAACCAGAGGGUAGGAAUUUGAAGGAGGUGUGUGUGCCGUGCUCUCAGUUCACACCCACCAAAUCUUUCUCUCUCCUUCCUUCCUUCCUUCUUCCAUAGGACUACAUGAUCGCCUUGUCUCUGCAACAGCAGCAAGGGGGACCCGCGCUCAGCGACUUAGAGCUCGCCCAGCAGCUGCAGCAGGAGGAAUAUCAGCAGCAACAGCAGCAGCCACCUGCCGCAGCCCCCCCUGCACAGGUAACGUCCCCCCAACUCCCACCAACCCCUGUGUACGCGGCAUGGCCAGCGGUCGGGGUAGAGUUAGGUCGACCCCAGCAUCAUCUGCAGGGCCAUAGACCUGCCAUAAACAGUUCUAUUACAGACCAGCAGAUGCUCAUGAUAAGAGCUGCUAUUUAAGAACAGGUGCCUGGGUUUCUGGGGGGGCGGGGUUAUAAAAUUAGUAGUAGUAGUAGUAGUAGUAGUAGUAGUAGUAGUAGUAGUAGUAUAACACAGCCAUUAAUAGCUUCCUAAUUAUUAUUAUUAUUAUUAUUAUUAUUAUUAUUACUUAUUAUUUGUACCCUGCCCAUCUGGCUGGGUUUCCCCAGCCACUCUGGGCAGCUUCCAACAAAGCCCAAAAAUACACUAAGAUCUCACACAUUAAAAACUUCCCAUGUCCAAUCCUCUUUUAAAACCAUCCAGAUUGGCUGCCUCAUGUGGAAGUGAGUUCCACAGUUUAACCGCAGCAACAAGGGCUUUGUCUUCGUUGAAUCUCCCAGCCUCCCUUGCGUGUGUCCCUAUUGAUAUCCAGUAUCGCGAGAGAGGGAGGAAAAGUGUUCCACAUCCGACAAAAUCUCCAUUCCUGAACACGCCCCACUUUCUCCUCUUCCCCUCCUUUUAGGGGAGGACUCCGCCGCCCUCCCGCCCCUCCGGAGAGCGCAGGCCGCGCCAGAAGCAGGAUUCGGACUGCGUCGUCCUGUAA
Molecule: messenger RNA, 16894 nt
Organism: Podarcis lilfordi (Lilford's wall lizard)
Lineage: Eukaryota; Metazoa; Chordata; Lepidosauria; Squamata; Lacertidae
Source: the annotation of a GenBank genome assembly